CUGUUUCUCUGGGAUAGAGACUCACGCACACCACUCUCCGUGUCCGAUCAUCUCAAGUUGUGUUGGUUCUCAAGCAAUCCUGUAUACUGAUCGAGUUCUUCUGGAGGCUCGAGAGCGUUGAACAGAGACUUUGCAUCCUGAUCGUCUCAAUUUGUCUUAGUGCCAGGGUUUACUGCUCUAAUUCGUUCCAGGGGUUCGAGAGCGUUGAUGGCGGAGUUCUUGGACCUUUCUCUCUUGGCUAAUGUGGCCUCAAUCGUGGCCAAUCGACUUGCUCAGUUGGAUUCUCCACUGGAGGUGGAAAUCCGGGUGUUCAACGGACGUCUAGGUAUGAUCACGAACAGAAGAUCGGUCCGGGCGAAGAGAUUGUUCAAGAAAGCUGUGGAUGUUGGGGCUCCCCUGAUGAUUGCAGCGGCUCCUUCGAGAAUUGGCAAGAAAUGCUGCUGCGAAACGGGUCUUAAGCAGGCGACAGUUGGUGAUGGGUCUGCCUCUGCCAUGGCCGUGUUCGUGCCCGAAUACCCGGGACUACCGAUGGUGGUCCUCUCCACAAUUCAGUCCAUGGGCGGGUCUAAUGUGAAGCUUAUCUUGCAAAAGAAACUGACUUGCAGCGACAUGAAGGCGGACCAAGGCCGUUUCUUGCUUCCAAGUUGUCGGGUCCUCGCGAAUUUCCUCGGUCAGGAAGAGUGGCAGCGGCUCAAGAGUGGAGGGAACAUAUGUGUUCCAGUCAUCGAGCCUUGCCUCAGGGUCUCGACCCUCAGCCUCAGGAGGUGGAAGAUGUCUUCCAGCCAUGUCUUUGUGUUGAACACGGGGUGGAACAAGAUCACCCACGAUCCGGAGAACGGGUUAGUGGAGGAUGAUGUGGUCCAGGUCUGGUCUUACCGAGUUGAAGGGAGACUCUGUUUCGCGAUUGUCAAGACCAUCAUCAAAGCGUCCACGGGAAACACUGUGCCGUCUUCUCCCUCCAGCACUGUGACUCACGUAUGACCGCUGCAUACUGCUCUAAUUGGUUUGAUAAAUUCAGAAUUUUCUUUCACGGUUUAACUGUUUUUCGAUUAUUCCACGACAUCGGCUAAGCAGGGUUUUGUGGGUUUUUUUGAUGAAAUGAACAAUCGUUCAAUUGAUUUCAUUAUGAAUCUCUUGUAAUGUGAAUCAUGGAAGUUAAUUGGGGUGUCUAAUUGUCGAGAAUUUAGUUUGAUUUUGACUCCGUGAAUUGUACAGUCACGAUUAAAUGAUAA
This is a messenger RNA of Punica granatum (pomegranate), 1232 nucleotides long. The record is from RefSeq and is a predicted model, not a curated record. NCBI's taxonomy places the organism in Eukaryota, Viridiplantae, Streptophyta, Magnoliopsida, Myrtales, Lythraceae.